Messenger RNA from Spirometra erinaceieuropaei, 7272 nucleotides. The record is from the annotation of a GenBank genome assembly. NCBI's taxonomy places the organism in Eukaryota, Metazoa, Platyhelminthes, Cestoda, Diphyllobothriidea, Diphyllobothriidae.
AUGCUGGCUCAGCUUUAUGAAGCUGAGGAGAAAAAUGAGUCUAGUGUUGCCAAGGAACACGCGGUUUUGGCCGAAUUUGCCCGCUGUCUUGACCACAUCCUUGAAUCGGUGGACAAAGUAAGUAGAUCGUAAUUUUCGGAAGUUGUAACCGAGCAUUGGUCUUACUUACAGUCUUGCUAUGAGUAAUGACCGUUUGUAUGAUGCAUCUUUCUGAACUAGUUAUAAGUUAAUUAAUACAGGUCUUUUUCUUAAACUCAAAGGAUGACGUUUCGAAAAGAAGUUUUGCAUCACCGUUUUUAACCGCACAUCACAACUGUCUUGAUUUUAGCUUAUAGCAUUAUAACAUCUUAUUUUUUGCGUUGUAAGUGCAUAUCGCGCUUGAUAUACUUGACUUCGUUGCUAGAUAUGGUUAAGUGAUUCUAACGCGAUGAACGAUUGAUUUCCGUCGAGGCUUAGAUCAGAUUAAGUCAUAGGCACUGUCAAAAGAUUCCUAUGGAACAGAAAGUCUAGGAGACUGAGCGGCGUCGAAAGCUUUGAGGAGUAGUAAGACACACAAAACUUAAACAUACGGACAGAGUUGCCUCUUGCAUAACAUUUAAACACGCUGAGGGCUUUGGCCACAGUGCUUCUUGGACUUUUCGCCUUUGGCCGUUGAAAACUGGCUGCAAAAUAUUUAACAUUUACUGAUCAGCCAUAAAACAUGACUAAAAGUGCUUGACGAGCCGGAGUUGCUUAAAUCAGAAGUAAAUUUUAAAAAUGCUCCGAUCCUUUGAAUGCAUUUUUGGGGACAGAGUUCAACAUCGAUUUGGCGCUGACUGAAUAACGAAAAACAGCUCGCAGGUACUGUUUUUCGAUGUAUGCUAAAUUUAAAGUUUUAAUUUUCCUAUUUUUACUAGUAGCUGGUAAAAAGCAUAUUGCUGUAAAAAGCUCCCAAAAUAAUAAAAUAAUUGCAUUUAGAUCAUCAUAACAGCUGGCUUUAUAUAAUUCGGUUUGCAGCCUAAAAUGCGAGAGAGUUCUGCAAGAUUGCCUCCGGCAAUUACAGGUUUUCAUUGUAGAAUUUGCUUAUAUUUCUGUCUUUCGUUGCUAUUCAUUACUAAAGCAAAGUUUUAUUUUAUGUGCAUCUUCUGCCAGAAUGUGAUUCGUUGCGAAGUGGGAUUUUUAUGCAAAAUCUUUUCUGCAAGGCCUCGACAUGUUCAUCAUUCAUUGAAGAGUAGUUGAACAUGAUAGUUUUGGAGACGCGAUUAUAACAGAACAUCCCUAAGAUUAUCAAAUAAAAUUAUUUUAUAAGUUAUGAUUUCAAAGUGUAGGCUCUUGCUCAUCCUAUUUUUUUAAAUUUUACAGUACCCCAAUUAGUUUUAUGCAUAGGAUGCUCAUUACACUGACGGGAUCGCUAAAAACUUAUUAUUGUAUUGCAUCGUGUCUUCACAACGCUUUUUUAUUUCCGCCUUUAUACACCAAUUUGCAUAGAAUUCUAGGGGCAGAAUGAAGUUGCUUGGAUUAUCUCUUUUUAUAUUUUAUCGGCCACUUUAAAAUUUAAGGUAUUUGCGUUUUUGAAAGAAACUACGUAUUCCACCAGGCCCCGUAGCACAGGCGACUAUGGAUAUUCAGACAGCUUUUUAUAAAAAAAACAAGAAUGGCUGUUAAGAUUUAGGACAAUGAUGUCGGAAAUCCGUUAUAAUAAUCUUUGUCUUACUGGGGUCGAGAAGUUUACAAAAUAUGUGAAAAAUUACAUGAUAUCUAGGCAUUUUGCCCUACACUGUUCUCAGGAGAUUUCUCUUUAAAAUUUUUAUCAUAGAAAUUUCCUUGAGAUAUCGUCGUAUAGUGGCAUUUUGCUGCACUUUUGAAGUAUUUAACUGAUAAGCUAAUGAGCAGGUUUUCAUAUCUUAAUGGAAUUCAUUUUUCUCUCACUUUCUUCACCUCUUCGUGGAAAUUAUUCUCAUUUUUUCACCUUUUUGUUGGAUGAAAUACGAACAUUUCAGCUGCUCUUUGCAGGCGGUCGUACACUCUACGAUUCGAUGAUACAGACUCAUAGCUAGUACUCCGUUAAUAAAAGAUUUGGAUACGGGUCCCCUGUACCGUCAGAAUGGACAUCUUGGUCCCAUUCCCCCCCCCCCCCCAGCAGCAUCUGCCUGUUAAAGCUCUGUGUGGAAUAUAGCUUGCUAUCGUAAAUAGCUACAAUGCUUAGGAGUUCCGAAUGACAGAAUGUGAGAGGUUUACCGUUAUGUAGUCCUACUUAUCUCUAGUGUAUGGUCUGUAAUGGUGACGUUCAGGGUUUUCUAGGGCAGCUUCGAAGUCUUAUUUGCUAAGAUUUUAUGGAAAUUGGUUUAUAUUUUCUAUUAUUCGCGUUCUGGUAACAAAAAUAUUUUGAAAGUAUUUGUGCCCAUUUCUGUUUCUUCCGGCGUUCUCGGUUAUUUCAACAAUAAAUAUGGGCAGAUGACCUAGAUCAUUAGUUUCAGAAUUCAUUUCCACCUUUAUAGAGAUGUUGGAGACGGUCUACAUUACCGAAAUAUGUUAGAUUACAGCCUUCAAAGGAGAAUAAAGAAAAGGAAGCGCUCUAAAAGACAGAGGCCAAAAAUUGUGUUUUCCGAAAACAAAAUUUUUAUGGUCAGACCCGCUGAACAGCACUUUAAAAUACGAAGGAGGUUAAAAUUGAUUGGCAAUAUUUAUUUAAAAUUUCCGCACUUAUUGACGUCAAAGGCUUCCUCAACUACCUUUGGUUAAUUCUUUUUUUCUGAAACACGUUUGAAACAAACGAAAAACAUGCAAGUCCGUAUAUAAGAUUGGGACAAGUUAUCUGAACUUAAGUCUCGAGCAGUUGGUAACUGUUCUGUAAAAAUAUAAAAAGGAGCGUUUAGGAACGAACCCUGUUAUUUGCCAUCCUUUUAAGCCGAUAUGUGACUAAUGCUCAAGAGAUCUUUACAUUAAAUAUCUGCUGCCGUCCAUCAAUUUUUUAAUGCACAUCUAAACAAAGUGGGUUAUAGUCGAGCGUUUGAGUUAUCGAACAUAUUUACGCUUCUCUCAGGGGAUGUGGUAUAAUCUUAGCUAGUACUAGAAACUAGGGUCCUGAGGAACCUGUUGGAUAUUUGAACAUCCUCACUUUGAAUGUAAUCAACACUGAGUGCCUCACAGUGCGCACAUUUUACAGCUCGAAUAUACAGUGCGUGACCGAUCUCAUGAAAUGUUGGCCGAAAUUCUGAACUUCGAUUUCGAUUAGGAAGGGUUACUUAGGCGGGCUUGUAAUAGUGAUUAGCGUGCGGCAUAAUCCUAUAGCAUUUCGGACUCGCCAUGAUGCCGGCUUUUGGAUGCACUCUUUCUUGACCUCCUACAGAAACCGUACACUGUAAAAAAUGACUUUUAAUGUAGCAUUCAUUUUUUCAAUGGAUUUUCGAUGGUCUUAUAAAUUCAAAUAUAUUUUAUAGAAAACGUGCACAAAAUAAUCUUUCUUUUACUCAUUUGACAGAAAAUAACAUUUUCUUUGCAUUUAAAGCACGAAGAAAGUGUAUUUUUAGGUUUCAAAAAAAUUUUCGCAAUUCUCGGAUAUUUUUGGGCCUGAUCUGCAUUGCAUCAGUGCUCAGCGAUUUCAGUCAACAAGGUGCAUGCAUUCCGCGUAAGGAAAAUCAUAUAUUCCUCCAUGCCUUUAGGAAGAUGUCACAUAAGCUUCAUAAAAUUUCUCAACGGAUCCGAACUGUGUUGUAUAUUUCAUGAUGAGCAGUGGUAAACGAACAUGUGCUGUCCUGUAUGCAUAGACAUCGCACGGUCUUAAAAAUCUCACAAUUAGAAGCUUUUUUAAAACCUUAAUACACACUUUCUUCGUGCUUUAACUGCAAAGAAAAUGUUAUUUUCUGCCAAAUGAGUAAAAGAAAGAUUAUUUUGUGCACGUUUUCUAUAAAAUAUAUUUGAAUUUAUAAGACCAUCGAAAAUCCAUUGGAAAAAUGAAUGCUACAUUAAAAGGCAUUCUUUACAGUGUACGGUUUCUGUAGGAGGUCAAGAAAGAGUGCAUCCAAAAGCCGGCAUCAUGGCGAGUCCGAAAUGCUAUAGGAUUAUGCCGCACGCUAAUCACUAUUACAAGCCCACCUAAGUAACCCUUCCUAAUCGAAAACGAAGUUCAGAAUUUCGGUCAACAUUUCAUGAGAUCGGUCACGCACUGUAUGUCUGAUGGAGUUGUUCAAAUUGUCUGCCACGAUGACGGAAGCGUACUGUGUAGGGUUUUCCAUGGAAGGACAUCCUACGGCUUGGUCCUAUGCGAUGUGCACUGGAAUGCUUGUUAACAUGUAUAAUCAACUUAACUUCUGACGCAACACUGUAUGUGCUAUUCUGACUUUCAUAUGGUUGGUGAGCGCAUAACGUUUCUUUUAUGCGGAUACUUUCGACUAACUUCCUGGCACCCUUCGGAUAUGCUCAACCGUUCUAAUUGUCAUUUUUUGUGUCGUAUAAUAUACCUGCUUGUUAAUAAUACUUAUAUUAUUCAUUUAACUUGAUAAGUGUUUGUAAUGUACAUUUUAAUCGAAAGAUACCUUCCCCGUAUUUCUUUAAUAUUUUGAACGGAUUAUGAUAUGAACUGCCUAGAUAUUUCUUUAAAUACAGACACUCCAUGCAACUCUCCCUCCUUUUUUUAAUUACAUUCCGUUCAAACUUUAAGUUGUUGCCGGACCAUAAAUAUUUAAAUUGUUACUCUUCUAUUUACGAUCAUCCGAAAUAUACUGUUGCAGUUGCGAAAUCUCCAGAAGUCCGCCGCUGAGUGCACUAACCUGGAGGAAACUGCCAUCCACCCUCUAGUCCCGAUGGCCAGGCCAGCCCAACCCUUUCCUAUUGCACCUGUUGAAAAUGCCAGUUGCGAUUACAUUUACACUAACCCAGGGCAAGCCUGUGUGAAUGCUACUGGGGACUCUCUUAUGCUGGAACCACAAUUACUUGAGUUCACCUAUAAGUCCGACCCCGCGGUCUCCAAUGAGUUCAUUUACGAUGGAGCAGCAUUUACUGUUAACGAAGAUGUGGUUACUGAGUCGCCUCAGGUUUGCAUGCAACCCGGGGUCUUUGACGAGAAAUGCUUUGGAAUGGUCGGACCCGAUGGCCAAGUUUGUCCAAUGCCCUUCUUCUAUGAUGACGUGAGCGUGGUCCUUGUUUUGCAAGUGCUUUUACACUUAAAGAUUUGCUAAGAAUUAUUAUGUCCGCUGUUCUAAAAAUACGUAUUGUGCCAUACGCAGAGCUACGAUUUUUCCAAAUGACCAGCUUAGCUACUGACUUUAAUAGACAACUCCAGAAUAAGCAAUGCGAAGUAAAAUUUUCUGGCCGCAGUCGUAAACCUUGAUAAAAAGUUUUGGCAUUUUUGGAUGAGACUGAAACCAAGACCCCUCGCUUUGGCAAUAUUUUGAGUUCUACGGCGUAUUUGUUGGUCUUGCGCCUACAAAAGAACGUCAUCCGAACUGACACAUCGCAACAACUUUGCAGACACACAAAAGUCAGAAGUGACCCCCUGUUUGGCGAAUUUAAUUUCUUUUUUAGAUCUGUGCGGCCUGCUUUGCAGCAAAUAUUUUUUUGUUUUUUCAGUACAAAAGCAACACAUUUGUUUAAAUCGUACGGUUGAAGCGGGUCCCAAAGCAUUAUGCCUCAAGCUCAAGUGCAAGCUUUUGGGUACCCGCUCCACCGAGUUAAGGAUUACACGUCUUGUCUUUGUCGUUUAUCUCACGUCAUUUUCGUUCGCAUGUAUAUCUAUUUAUGCCAACGACUGGAUUUUCAAAUGGAUUGUUACGGAACAGAAGUUCCCUGCGUAGUGCUUUUUCCAACCACCACGAAGAAUAUGUUAUGCUUUUAUUCGCUUACUUUGUAAGUUUUCUGCACAACCCGAUUACUUGCAGGAUUCAGUUCCUCGUUUCAUACAACUCCGAACAAUCGUUAAUUUUGUCAUUUACCAAGACGUUUUAGUUUGCUACCAAUUUUUUAGUAUCAGGCGUCUAUAGAAAAGUUUGCAGUAUAAUGCGCUGAUGGAAUUAGUAGAAGGGUGACUGUGUUCGACUCAUUGGCGCAUUCGAAACCCUCUUUCUUAGAAAAAUAAUGUCUUAAAUCUCCCACUUCCAAAAACCGACUCGCCUAAUCACAAGUCACCGUCUCGUAGCACGUUUCGUUCACCGCCUACCACAGCUAUGGCAGAACGUCGGACUGAAGUGCUAGCCGACCAGAUGACCAGAGUUUGAGACUUGAGUUUCCCAGCCUGAGGUUAGGACAGGGCUGGCUGACCAAAGUUAAAAAGUCAGAAAUUAUCAUUCUAGUCUCCUUGGCGAGGGUUCCAGACUGAGUCUCCAGGUCAGAGUUGAAUCGGUCUCAGUUUAAUACGGAAUCGCCUGCAUCCAAUCCUAGAAUAGGGCCGUAUCGGCAAUUCAGUCUCGUGCUAUUUUGGGCAUGUUCUUUGUUACGCUUGUUGGCCUACCUGUUCAGUAUUAACAUAUAUUGGUCGGCGCAUUCAUAUGCUACUUAUUUGGCAUUCCGGACAGAAGGCCAUUGAAAUAUAUAUCUACUCUUAAGUUUUAAGGACUCCAUCUUCCAGUUGCGAGUUUUUUUACGUGCUGUCUUGCCGGACGGGUGAUGUGAAAGUGUUGUGCACUCUAAGGUAGUCCCUUCUUUAUUAUUAAAUUCGUCGCUUGUUGAUGCCGUAGACAAUACUUUAUGUCAUAAGGGCUCCCUCAUUCAAGUACGGCACUAUCAUAUACUUGCGUUGGAUUUGUGCAGAACUGAUCUGUUUUGGUUUUUGGCACUUAUGCAUUUAGGAUGUGAGCGAUGCACCGCAUUGUGAGACUUUCUCGACUGUUAAAUAUACGAAGGUUCAAGUCGCCCUUCUAACCCUUAAAAGCUUUCUUUUAGAUGAAGGUUGUCAACAUCUCAGGUACAGCCCCCGACGGUUUUACGAUGCUUCCUGGCCAAUCAGACGAUAUCAGACCAAUAACCCUGGCGGUAAACGAGCUGACUGAGGGCCUAAAUCCGGUACAGGGUGUGGGUGCAGAUGAUUCAGUCUUUCACUUUCCUCCAUAUACUGUUCUCUCACCAUCAGCAGCACCGCCACAGCCACCACCACCAGCUCUUUUGAUGGCUGCGGCAGAAUCGGUUGCUGGUCUGGAGGACUUCCAGGCCGGCCAUACCCAGGACCCACUCUCUCCUGGGCCGGAGGAUAUGGAGGCCAACCUCGCCGCAGCCGCUCUACGAGCCGAGAAUGACGAGUCCCGGACUGAUGGCUAUCUCACUUAUGACGUCGCUUCUGAUCUCACGAAUCAGUUCUGCUAG